AGUCAGAAACCUUGGCCGCUACAACUUCUAUAAGUGCGGGGCAGUGCUCUUACAUAAGUGGCCCAACCAGUACAUAAAAUUAAGGCAGCAAGUCCAAAGUUAUAUUCAAAUUGCGCUUAGCCAAGCAGUAGAGGGAAUGGCUGACUAGCCCAGCCAGUAAAUACCACUUUCUCUGCGGCCCGAAAGCGGGGUCAAGACGUUUUCACGUCGCCAAAAUCCACAGUCAACUCUGGCAACUGGUCGUGCAAGCAAUGGAAAAGUCGCCUCUUCAAUUUCCCCACGAAAUUCGCGAUGUGGAGGCGUCCACCAACGCGGAACUGAUGGAUUAUUUCCACGGUGAAAAAACUGGCUUCGUCCAGGUUGGACCCGAGGGCUACUUCUUCCCGCACAAAUUCAAGGAUGAGGCUGAGCGAUAUUAUAAUUUUGAGGCUCGUCCAGAUGAUGUUUGGAUAGCAACAGUGCCCAGAUCAGGCACCACUUGGACACAGGAGCUGAUCUGGUUGUUGGCCAACAAACUGGACUUCGAGGAGGCGCAAAAUAGACCGCUAACUGAACGAUUUCCAUUCUUUGAAUUUCCUGUAUUUAUGCAUCCCAAGAUCAAGGAGGAGUUGCAGGAGCUGAACAAGAACUCGACAGGGGCUUUGGAGUUCAUUGAAAAGAUUUCCCGGCCUGGUUAUGAGGUUUUAAGUGAAAUUCCUCGAGCUCAAAGACGUUUUAUAAAAACUCAUUUUCCAUUUUCCCUACUUCCUCCCAGUGUUUUGGAAAACAAGUGCAAGAUAAUUUAUGUUGUUCGCGAUCCCAAGGAUGUGGCUGUUUCCUAUUACCACCUGAACAGACUCUUCCGCACCCAGGGCUAUGUGGGAGACUUCGAGCGCUACUGGCGCUAUUUCCAGCAGGGAUUAAAUCCUUGGCUGCCGUACUACAGUCACGUGAAGGAGGCUCGCGAACAUGCCCACCUGCCCAAUGUGCUCUUCCUGCGCUACGAAGACAUGCUGGUGGAUCUGCCAGGAGCAGUUCAUCGUAUUGCUGAGUUCUUGGAAUGCCCGCCCAAGCCGGAGGACUUAAGCACACUUCUAGACCACUUAAGCAUUAAGAGUUUCCGGGAAAACAAAUCCGUAAAUAUGCACGAAAUGGCCUCCGUCGGAAUACUCAAAGAGGGUGAGGCGGGAUUUGUGAGGAGCGGCGGGAAAACAGCCAGCCAGCCCCAGCAGGAGUUCGUGGACAACCCAAAGCUGUUCAAGAGCGCCAACGAGUGGGUGGAACAGAAUGUGAAAUGCUUCAAGACAAUAUAAACUUCCUGACAAAGAUGGCUAA
Molecule: messenger RNA, 1314 nt
Organism: Drosophila ananassae
Lineage: Eukaryota; Metazoa; Arthropoda; Insecta; Diptera; Drosophilidae
Product: sulfotransferase family cytosolic 1B member 1
Exons: 5
Coding region: 252-1292 (346 amino acids)
Biological process (GO): sulfation
Cellular component (GO): cytoplasm
Molecular function (GO): sulfotransferase activity
Source: RefSeq, a predicted model, not a curated record